Molecule: messenger RNA, 996 nt
Organism: Neltuma alba
Lineage: Eukaryota; Viridiplantae; Streptophyta; Magnoliopsida; Fabales; Fabaceae
Exons: 3
Coding region: 436-756 (106 amino acids)
Biological process (GO): positive regulation of stomatal complex development
Source: RefSeq, a predicted model, not a curated record
UCAUUCAUUCAUUCAUUUCAUCAUCUUCUUGGCACUUGUCUAUCACACCAGACAUAUCAAAUUACAGCUUAUCUUCUCCCUGCCCCACUAGAUAUGGAGAUUCUUUUAUUUGAACAUAGUCCUUGCACAUAGAGCCUGCAGAAAAAAGGUUUCAAUAUUCUUUUAACAAGGAAACAAAACGGUGGGAGGACAUUUUAGUAAUUGUAGUAAGGAGUGUAGAGUUCCCAUGACGUUUCUACAAGAGGCAAUCUGCCGGUCUGGGUCCUUAGGGACCUCCUCAUCAUGCUCCCCUGUCUCUCUUCACAUUUCCACAAACACUUCUCUUUUCCUCUUGCAUUCACCACAACUCUCUCUCUCCCUGUCUCUCUCUAUUAUAUAUUCACAGUCUAUUAAUCACAUCUCUCUUCAAAGUUUCACACUGUGACUGUAAGCGAGAUGGCCAGCACUAAAAUUGACAAACUAGUAUUCAUUCUACUCCUCACCUCAAUCCUUGCACCUAAACUUAUUCAAGGAAUCAAAACAGAAGGAAUGGUAUUUCAAUCCUCUCAACUCCAAACUGAACCAAGUUUUCAGGAAGAGAAGGAGGGAUGGAAGAAGAGGAAUUCGAGGAGACUGAUGAUAGGAUCCACAGCACCAACUUGUACUUACAAUGAAUGCAGAGGCUGCAAGUAUAAAUGCAGAGCUGAGCAGGUUCCUGUUGAAGGCAAUGAUCCUGUCAACAGCCCAUACCAUUACAGAUGUGUUUGUCACAGAUGAUUAUAUGAUGAUGAUGAUCAUAAUCAUCAUUAUAGAAAUUUAUAUAUUGUUGUUGUUGUUGUUAUAUAUAGCAUAAUAUGAUUCUAAUCAAGUAGUUCUAGCACUAGUGGGUUUAAUUGUCUUCUGUGACUUGUUCAUCCUUGCCUCCAAUAUCAGCAGUUGUGAGUUUCUUUUGCUGAAAGCUGCAAAAAUUUUGCAUUUUUCUUUAUUGUCAUUCAGUUUCUAAUGAGAACCACAUUC